Molecule: messenger RNA, 480 nt
Organism: Ostertagia ostertagi
Lineage: Eukaryota; Metazoa; Nematoda; Chromadorea; Rhabditida; Trichostrongylidae
Source: the annotation of a GenBank genome assembly
AUGGCCUCACGUAAAACUGCCGCUGCCCCGGUCACCGGCACGCCCGGUUUGCAGCUCGGCGCGCUUGAGGACAACCUGUCCUACCUGACGCGGGCGCUGCGCAGCGUGCUGCAGCAAACGGCGCAGGACCACGUGGCGCCGCUGGGGCUGUUGCCCGGCGAAAUCACGGUGCUGUCGCUGGUUGCCGCGAACGAGGGCAUGUCGCAGAACGACCUGGCGCGCGCGCUGGUCAUCAAGAAGUCGCAGGUGACCGGCCUGGUGCGCGACCUCGUCGAGCGCGAGCUGAUCGACUGCGUGGAUUCGGUGACGGACCGUCGCUACAACGCGCUGUCGCUGACCGAGCAGGGCCAGGCGGUGUGGAAGCAGGCCCAGCAGGCGCUGAAGAAGCACAACGGCGCGGCGCUGAAGGUGCUGACGCCGGACGAGCGCAAGGAGCUCACACGCAUGUUGCGCAAGCUGCUCGCCGAGCAUCUCCCGUAG